Messenger RNA from Oryctolagus cuniculus (rabbit), 5037 nucleotides. It is a transcript of the gene IRF4, whose product is annotated as interferon regulatory factor 4. NCBI's taxonomy places the organism in Eukaryota, Metazoa, Chordata, Mammalia, Lagomorpha, Leporidae. Gene Ontology annotation, cellular component: nucleus. Gene Ontology annotation, biological process: immune system process; regulation of transcription by RNA polymerase II. The record is from RefSeq and is a predicted model, not a curated record. Gene Ontology annotation, molecular function: protein binding; DNA-binding transcription factor activity, RNA polymerase II-specific; RNA polymerase II cis-regulatory region sequence-specific DNA binding.
CACCCCAGGCUCCGCCCCAGCGCGGCUUUCGAGCUCUAUAAAGUUCCUCUUUCUCACCUCGCAGUCUUAGUUUCUCCACUUGAACUUGGCACCCACCGCAGCCCUCGACUCCCAGUCCUGGGCGAGCGCGCGCGGCGAGUGCGGGAGGCGGAUCCGGGGCACGCCGGGCAUGAACCUGGAGGGCGGCGGCCGGGGCGCGGAGUUCGGCAUGAGCGCGGUGAGCUGCGGCAACGGGAAGCUCCGCCAGUGGCUGAUCGACCAGAUCGACAGCGGCAAGUACCCGGGGCUGGUGUGGGAGAACGAGGACAAGAGCGUCUUCCGCAUCCCCUGGAAGCACGCGGGCAAGCAGGACUACAACCGCGAGGAGGACGCCGCCCUCUUCAAGGCUUGGGCACUAUUUAAAGGCAAGUUCCGAGAAGGCAUCGAUAAGCCGGACCCUCCCACCUGGAAGACGCGCUUGCGCUGUGCCCUGAACAAGAGCAAUGACUUUGAGGAGCUGGUGGAGAGGAGCCAGCUGGACAUCUCAGACCCCUACAAAGUGUACAGGAUCGUCCCCGAGGGAGCCAAGAAAGGGGCCAAGCAGCUCGCGCUGGAGGACCCACAGAUGACCAUGGGCCACCCUUACACCAUGACGGCUCCCUACACCUCGCUCCCAGCCCAGCAGGUUCAUAACUACAUGAUGCCGCCCCACGACCGCAGCUGGAGGGAUUACGUCCCCGAUCAGCCACACCCAGAAAUCCCCUAUCAAUGUCCCGUGACGUUUGGCCCCCGCAGCCACCACUGGCAAGGCCCAACCUGUGAAAACGGUUGCCAGGUGACAGGAACCUUUUAUGCUUGUGCCCCACCCGAGUCCCAGGCUCCCGGGAUCCCCAUUGAGCCAAGCAUAAGGUCUGCUGAAGCCCUGGCGCUCUCAGACUGCCGCCUGCACAUCUGCCUGUACUACCGGGAAAUCUUGGUGAAGGAGCUGACCACGUCCAGCCCCGAGGGCUGCCGGAUCUCCCACGGACACACUUACGACGCCAGCAACCUGGACCAGGUCCUGUUCCCUUACCCGGAGGACAAUGGGCAGAGGAAAAACAUCGAGAAGCUGCUGAGCCACCUGGAGCGGGGCGUGGUCCUCUGGAUGGCCCCCGACGGGCUGUACGCCAAAAGACUGUGCCAGAGCAGGAUCUACUGGGACGGGCCUCUGGCCCUGUGCAGCGACCGGCCCAACAAACUGGACAGAGACCAGACCUGCAAGCUCUUUGACACACAGCAGUUCCUCUCAGAGCUGCAAGCGUUCGCUCACCAUGGCCGUCCGCUGCCGAGAUUCCAGGUGACCUUGUGCUUCGGGGAGGAGUUUCCAGACCCUCAGAGGCAGAGGAAGCUCAUCACGGCUCACGUAGAACCUCUGCUAGCCAGACAACUGUAUUACUUUGCUCAGCAAAACAGUGGACAUUUCCUGAGGGGCUACGAUGUCCCUGAACACAUCAGCAGCACAGAGGAUUACCACAGAUCCAUCCGCCACUCUUCCAUUCAGGAAUGAAAGCGCAUCAAGACAAGUUGUGCUGUGCAGUUGUAAAUAUUGGGCGAAGACACCGAUUGACUGCUCUCUCUUCCUUCUGAGGAACUCAGAAACGGGGCUGUAAGUCAGCAUUGAGAACCGCAGCAAGAACGCGUGGGGAGCGUCAGCUCCACUUGCCUGACAGACGAGCUUACUGCAAAAGGAACGCUAGUCGUCCAGGCCCAACAAGUAGACCACGGCUGCGUCUUUGACGAGAACUGUGAAAACUGACCUCGUGGUGUGUUUACACGUACUUACAUGCUGUCUUUUCCUGUGGUGUAGAUUAGUUCAGGCUUCAAGACUGAGAAAACUUGCAUUUGGGUGUUGACCAGGGACUCAGGAGAAGAAAGCCUGAAAGUGCUGUCCCAUUUCUCAGGGAAGGAAAGUCUAUAAAGUGGAGACUACUAAAGAAUGUAUCCAUGUCUGCAGGAGCUGCAGUUCUUGCAGGAAUGGUUUCCCGAGGGAACUGAGCUGAGUGCCGGCCGAGGCUGUGCCUACAGCUUUGGAUAGCCCACCUCCCCACCUGCCCAGGCUCUCAUGAGGGUGGGCCCUCGCCCUGCCUCCCCUCUGCUUUCUCUCCGUGGCCUUCCCUGGAAGCCAGCUGGUAGACUCUGUUGCCAAAAAGCAUUAGGGUUGCUCUUGGAUGGGACAUUUUGAUAAUGACCACUUAGGAAUAUCUCUGUUUCCUUGUCUCCCCCCACCUCUGAUUCUUUAGAAAGUAUUGCUGAAAUGAUUUUCUGAAAGAAGGGAUUAAAGUGACAGAACUUCAGCAGUACAAGUCCUGAAGAUACAUUUCUGAAACCCCAUGACAUUUACAUUUCCCCUCUUCUGUUUGUUUUGUUUGGCUAUUGGUUAGUUAUCCAUGGCAACACUACGGGGGGAGCCAGCGCCCUCAGGUUGGCAGACUCUGCAGGACGCACGAAGGCAGGACUCGGAUUGCAUAACUGCACUCGGAGCACUGUUUCUGCUGAGUUUGUAUGUUACACGCUUCCUCAUGGCAAUCGCAGUAUGACGGGGCCUGCCUUACCACUUGUGGACUUUUCUAAACACGCGAUUUUACAGAAUCCCAGAGAUCUAUAUGGACUUAAGUAAACCUGACCACUUCUCUGUUGCUCAUCUUGUAUAGACUGGUGCUUUGCUCCAGUAUUUUUCUCAUACUUUGAAAUAAUUGCCGUCACUCCCAGGCUUGGUUAAAGAUUUGGUAGUCUCAAGUAUGUGCCACUCCUAGUUUGAGCUGUAUUUUUUUUAAUUUGUUCCACAAUCCCUUAUUAAAUGCCUGCUGUAUCCCUGGAUGACACAGGCUUUAUCAAGUUUCAUAAGCAAUGAAGCAUCAGAAUGUCAUUUCUUUUUCUUCAAAUCUUUAGAAGGGAGUUUUACAGCCAAAUCAUACGUGCUAAUCACAGAAAAGCUAACCAGUCUAGAAGAACAAAAUAAAUAAAGGAUCCCUUUUUUUUCCCAAGCCAAAUCGUCCACAAUAGAAGUUCAGUGGAAUCUGUGAACACAUUUCACAUCUCUAUAAACAGACAUAAACUGUUUUUAAAACUCCUGGGGUCACACGGUUUUAGGCCAUGCUUCUACUUACCAGUGCAGAUUUACCUCAUUCUUGUGCGGGUGUUGUGGAAUUACACCUGCAACGUGCCCACCGGGGCUUCAGAGACCACAGUCGCCACUCAGCUACGACUGGGCAGCCUUGUGUCCCAUGAACUGCAGUAAUUUAUACAUCUUAUAGAUGCACAGUAUUCUGGGGUAUAUUAUCCUACGGCAAGAUGAAGGCAAACAUAGGGACUGCUGUUCCACAGGGCCCUCUUCCCUGGAGCAUAUGAAUCCACCCAGGCCCCACAGUUCCUGCAGGGUCUGUCCCGGGAGUGGGCGUCUUCGGAGUUCUCCAAGCAGAUGCUUGAUUUCAGUUGCUGUGUGAAUUCUCUCCUUUUGCAGGAUAGUAUGCUGCUUCUGCAAUGUAGCUGCAUUUCCUGGAACAGUGCUUGUUGGUGGGGCCACUGCUCUUUUUCUGGCCUUUAUAGCCGUGUGCGUCGACUUGGUAGAUUUUGAGGGUCGCAGCCUGUGGGCUAGGGAGGGAAUGAACUUCAGCAUGAUGAGCUGUGAGCAUCCCGACAGUUGUCUCAGGCCUCUGGAAGGGAGUGGCUUCCUCAUGCUUUGAUUGAUAAAGUGGGACUCACAAGGCACAGCUGAGUGUGUCCUCAGGGGGCGAUGGUGUGGAAAGAAUGGAGGCGCUUGUGGGUCUCAGAAGGGAAAGGCACAACUCGGGCAUAGGACAGGCUCUUGGCUUGUUUCUGGCUCUUGAGAUAACACAUGUUCGGUAAAACCGUGGGCGGUAAUGGAUGUCUUCUGGAAUGUUCUGGAGAUCCAGGUGACCAACUUGUUCACGCCUGAACACUUGGAACCUUUCAGUCCUGGACAACACAAGACAAUCAGUCGCCCUGUAAAGAACCCACCCAGACCAGUGGGUUUGAGCUAGAAAGAGCCGGGUUCAUGGCAAGAAAAAAUGUGCAAUGCUGCGGUGGAGACAGCAACACGCACCAUGCGGUUCUCACCUGUGCUUGCAAAACUUUUUUUUUUUUUUUUUUUGGAAAAAGAUGGUCCUGCGGCUCGGGUCCACACGAGGCUUCUCUGCCUUGCCAUGCCCCUGGAGCAACUGUGGUGGCCUUGGCACUCACACUUCCUGCAUCUGUUGAUGUCCUGCACCAGGAAGGCCAUGUUCCUUGCAGCAGCCUUGUUUUCAGUAGAAAUCCAAGAUGCAGCUCGAGGUCCCUGCCUCCGUCUCGGUGCGCGUUCCUCCCCACGGCACCUGCUCCUCCGAGACGGCGCGACUCCGUAAGGGCUCUUUCUCUUGCUUGUUUCAGACACCUGAGACUCGUGCAGCAGCCGCCCCAAGGCUGCACUGAGGCUGUUCUGUCAGAUGUAGCAUUUUGCAAGUGGCUUUUCACACACCCCGUGGUUGAGGUUGAGCGCUGUCAGUGCAGGUUUGCUUCGUCCACCCUUGCACUCCAUGGUGAGUAGCCCACCACAUGAAUGCAGUCGUCCUGGUAUUUAUUUUCACUGCUCUUAGGAGCAUGCGCACGAAGUGUAGCUGAAGUGGAGAAGAGGGAGUGGAAGAGGAAAGAGAAGGACCAGCAGGCCAGUACUCUUCCGGUAGAAAAUCUUACUUUGCUUCCGAAUCUUUGAGAUAGGAGGACCUGAUAGGCAGUGGGGUUCACUUCCGUCUCCCCUUUACUGUGCCCGCCCCCUUCCUAUGGUGAGGGCACUGCUGGUGGGUAGGACCAGGUGUCCUGGCUUAAACCCCACGCUCUGCUGGUCCUACGCUGCUGCUGGGACUUGCAGAAUGGCUCAGAACUGGGCAGAACAUUCUGUGGACAGUGCUUCUAGAACAUUCUGUGCUUCUAGAUGUCAUGAAUUUGGAUGUACAUUGCCUUUCUGAUCUGUGUGAUAAAGCUAUAUGUUUAGGUAGUUGAUAAAUAAAGACUUUUUAAAAAAUA